Messenger RNA from Misgurnus anguillicaudatus (oriental weatherfish), 1077 nucleotides. RefSeq names its product transmembrane protein 233. Lineage: Eukaryota; Metazoa; Chordata; Actinopteri; Cypriniformes; Cobitidae. The record is from RefSeq and is a predicted model, not a curated record. Gene Ontology annotation, cellular component: membrane.
CACCCCAAACACUAUUCAUUUCAUCUUGUGUCCUCCUGAACCUCCACACAGAGCUCAGUUACCCCUGCUGGAUUUAUUGAUCCCACGAUUGUCUUGGCACGCGUCAUUUGAUUUUCAUCCAUUUUAUAAUAUAUAUUAUUUUUUUGUUAUCAUCAACUAAUUUCACCUGUUAGCAGCAGAGGUGUUGGCCUGCCAGUAUGGCACUGAAUGGUUCACAGUCGGAUGUAAAGGGUUCGCUGAACGGAAAUUUGGAUUUGUAUCACACCUGGUUUGGUCCUUCGCCCCCACGUCCUCCUCUUAAAAAUUACCUGCUUUUAACCAUCCUCACCUGCUUCUGUCCCGCUUAUCCCAUCAAUAUUCUGGCUCUGGUCUUCGCUGUAAUGUCUAAAAACAGUUAUGAGCAGGAAGAUUACGAAGGCUCAAGACGUUUAGGAAAAGUGGCUCUGUAUGUGUCCAUCGCCUCCAUUAUCAUUGGCAUUAUCAUCAUCGCCAUUUUCUUCACUGUGCACUUCACCACGAAAGCGAUUUAGGAGGAUGAUAUUGUUGUCCUGAGCGGUCUCCUGAGCACAAGAUGUCCACAUGGUCGUUUCUCUAAUGAACUGCUUAAAGAUUUUAGACCUAAAGACCUUCAGGAUCUCCAUCUCUACAUGAGAAGAACCACAGAGAAAGGCUGAGGGCGGGGCUUCAUCCCAUGAUGUCAUCUCUUCUGACUAUCGCAUUUUGUUUUCAUGACAAAGAAGAUAGCUUUCGUAAUAUAGUAAAUGUUGAAACAGUCAAGAAAAACAAUGAGAAAAUUGAAUCAUAUGUAACUCGUCAUGCAGGUUAACACCAUUCAACAUAUGCACUUUAAAUCAGUAAAUAUGAUCUAAUGUUUUUAAAUGGUUAGAUGUGUUUAGGGUCAUACUCAAUAUGUAAAUAUUAAAACAUUAUAUUAUAAUGUUUUAUUAUGAUAAAAUUGGUGCUUGGGCUUUUGUGAAAUUCUACACUAAAUCAAAGAAGGUCUUACUUUUUAUAAUGAUGUCAAACACACAGAUUUCUGGGCUUUGUAUGUAUUUAAAUAAAAAAAUGUUCUUUGUU